Molecule: messenger RNA, 846 nt
Organism: Aspergillus sclerotioniger CBS 115572
Lineage: Eukaryota; Fungi; Ascomycota; Eurotiomycetes; Eurotiales; Aspergillaceae
Product: FPP/GGPP synthase family protein
Exons: 2
Biological process (GO): isoprenoid biosynthetic process
Molecular function (GO): prenyltransferase activity
Source: RefSeq, a predicted model, not a curated record
ACCUGGACCCCCACCAAAGAAACCACCAUCCUAGUACCCUACACCUACCUCUCCACGCAACCGGGCAAGAACUUCCGUUCUCAACUCCUCCUCGCCUUCAACGAAUACCUGCACAUCCCCCCCGAAGCCCUAACAACCAUCACCAACAUCAUCACCAUGCUUCACACGGCGUCGCUUCUCAUCGACGAUAUCCAAGAUCAUUCUACCCUGCGAAGAGGACAACCAGUCGCACAUGCGGUAUUCGGUGAGCCGCAGACGAUUAAUUCGGCGAAUUAUGUGUAUUUUCUUGCCUUGGGGGAGGUUAUGAAACUGGGGAGUGAGGAGGCGGUGAGGGUUUAUGGGGAGGAGAUGGUGUGUUUGCAUAGAGGGCAGGGGAUGGAUUUGUUUUGGAGGGAUACAUACACCUGCCCAACGGAGGCGGAAUAUCUCGAAAUGACAAGCAACAAAACUUCCGCGCUGUUUCGGCUCGCUGUGAGGCUUAUGCAGACACAAUCACGAUCACCCCCUCCUACACCUACCGCCAGGAUUAUCCUAUUGGUGAAUACCUUAGGGAUCCUAUUCCAAAUCGUCGAUGAUUACCGGAAUCUCUGUAAUAAAAGCUACACAGACAAGAAAGGGUUUGCGGAGGAUUUGACAGAAGGGAAGUUUUCCUUUCCGGUGAUUCAUUGUAUUCAGAAAGAUAAAGAGAAUGGGGAGUUAUUAGGAAUAUUGAAGCAGAGGACGGAGAUUGUCCAGGUGAAGAGGUAUGCGGUGGGGAUGAUGCAAAGGAUGGGGAGUUUGGAGUAUACGAGGGGGGUUAUUGGCGCACUGGUGGAGAAAGUCAGGGGGGAGGUUAGGGGGUUGGAU